GUUCGUGAAGGCUCACAUGGAAAAUGCAUUCCGCUCAGGUCAUUGGCCAUCAGACGCUCAAUACUGAGAACAUAGAAAGGGAACUCUUUUAAACCUAUUUGAUAAGGAACUUGUAUCUGUGGUCAAUAUAACCACAUCAACCUGUUUCAUCCGUGGAUAUUGGUUGGAGAGGAGGAGACGAGGGACAUACAUUUUUCUUAUGGAGUUUUGUCUGAGUAAAUAUAAGGUAUAGUCCACUUGAAGAGUUUGGGAACCCUGUUUUAAAUGACUAAAAUGUCAAGGGAGUGGAGGAACGAUGGCUCUCUAUCUCCAUUACCUGAUGCAGUCGAGGGGUUGAUGAAAGGCAGUUGGAAUAUGAGUAUGGACCCCAGGGAUACCUACCCUACUACCAGGGGCUGUCUCCGGACAGAAUGUCCUUGGUGGAUGAGAUGGAAGAGGAGUGCUAGUAUACUGAGGAGGUUUUUGCCUGAUGUAUGGAAGCCUCUAGUGCCAUUACUCAGCUAUGGUGCCACCCUAUUGGUCAUGGUGUUGUAUGCCCUGGCAGAUCGGCUCCGCAGCUUUGUUGCUGAUAUCUUCAUUCCCCAGUACCACUACCAGUUUGCUGUACCAAUCACAUUUGUCCAGGUGCUGGUGACCCUGCUAUACUUGCUGCUCCUCCAUGCCAUGAGCCUGGCACCACUGAAGCCCUACUCUUUGUCUCUGGGUGAACGCCUGCUGGUGCCUUCUGUCUGUGGCAGUGCCCAAACUGUGCUGGGUGUGUGGGCAGAGGCCAGUGCCCACUCCGGCAUGUACGCCCUCACCAUGCGCCUGCUGCCCCUGCUCUGUGUGGGCUGGAGUCACGGCCUGCGGAUGGCAGUACCGCCAUCAGUCCACCUAACAGGCCUUAUCACGGUCAUCACUUUCACCUCCGUCACUGUCACAGUGUCUCAGGGUCUCCCGUCAGUGGAGGUUCUGGAGUGUCUCUACGCCCCGCUGGCCCUCCUUCUCCACAGCCUUUCUCUGACCUGGCUGGCCAAGGUGGCUGAGACCGAGCACCGGCACCACAGCAGCUCCCAUACCUCGCCUUUUGACCUGUACUUCACCCUGAUGGUGAACCAGAGCCUGGUGCUUGGCUUCCUGUGCCUGCUGCACCCAGAGGGCCCCCGGGCACUGGGCGAGGGUAGCUGGCACAGCCUGCUCUUCAUGGGCUACCUGCUGGCCAUACUGCUGCUGGGAGCUCUACAGCACCUCUUGGUGGACAUGGCCGCUCUGACCUUCUCUCCGCUGGCUGCAGCGCUACUCCACACGGCACACGGAUUAACAAGACCGUUGUACAGCCUGAUGAUCCAACAUGGAGGAGGAUGAAGUUGACUCUAGAGACUAGUCAGAAGUCAGUUGCCUCCCUCAAAUCAAAUUGCAUUUGUCACAUACACAUGGUUAGCAGAUGUUAAUGCGAGUGUAGCAAAAUGCUUGUGCUUCUGGUUCCGACAGCGCAGUAAUAUCUAACAAUUCCCCGACAUCUACCUAAUACACACAAAUCUAAAAAGGGUUGAAUGAGAAUAUGUACAUAUGGAUGAGCGAUGGCCGAGCGGCAUAGGCAAGGUGCAAUAGAUGGUAUAAAAUACAGUAUAUGCAUGACAUUACAUAUAAACAUUAUUACAGUGGCAUUGUUUAAAGUGACUAGUGAUCCAUUUGUAAAAGUGGCCAGUGAUUGGGUCUCCAUGUAGGCAGCAGCCCCUCUGAGUUAGUGAUUGCUGUUUAGCAGUCUGAUGGCCUUGAGAUAGAAGCUGUUUUUCAGUCUCUCAGUCCCAGCUUUGAUGCACCUGUACUGACCUCGCCUUCUGGAUGGUAGUGGUGUGAACAGACAGUGGCUCGGGUGGUUAUUGACCUUGAUCUUUUUUGCCUUCCUGUGACAUCGGGUGCUAUAGUUGUCAUGGAGGGCAUGUAGUCUGUCCCUGGUGAUGCGUUGUGCAGACCACACCACCCUCUGUAGAGCCUUGCAGUUGAGGGUGGAGCAGUUGCUGUACCAGGCUGUGAUACAGCCUGACUGGAUGCUCUCGAUUGUGGAUCUGUAAAAGUUAAUGGUUAAAGGGAGGAUUUGGUAAGGAUAAUCUUUUCCUAGAUCUGUCUAUAUGGUCAACUUCUACCAGUAGAAGGAUAGUUGUACUACAGAGCAGUAUUAUUCACUCUCUGUAGUACAAAGUCUUCAACUCCCUAGGUGCAGCGCUUUAAUUACCAGCGCUGUGUUCCUUCUUAUCCUGUAUAUCAUACUUACUACUGAACCUAUAUAAAAUGGUUUGAAAAGACACUCAAUAUGUAGGGAGACUGGAUAAAAUCUUUGCACUGGAUUAUCAACCAUACAGAAAUGAUCCAAAUGUGACUGGGAAUGUCAUAAGGCUGCUACUUUAGAGUGGUGUAAUUGAUAAACUAAAUGAUAAGCAUUACAGUUCAAGUGUUAACCGAUAAAGAUACCGUCUACCUCAAGGUUUUUCAAAUCCCCACAUGCAACAAUAAAAGUUAACAGUAGCUAGGUUUCCAUCCAAUCAUGUGAAUAUAUGCAUAAAGAACCAACUUGUUGGGGAUAAUAUAACAUAUGCCAUUUAGCAGACGCUUUUAUCCGAAGCAACUUAGUCGUGCGUGUAUAGGUUUUACAUAUGGACGGUCACGGGAAUCGAACCCACUACCCUGGCAUUACAAGCACCAUGCACUACCAACUGAGCUACAAAAGACAAAUGAUAAAAAGCAAGCACAUGACAAUCAAAUUACUAGAAUAAUCUUGAACUUUAUAAGGUAAAUGUCAGCCAUUUCGGUCUGGGAGUUGGUCAACCAUGGUUUGCCAGUGCUAUAAAUAAGAUAGUGUAAAAUAAUGAAUUUGAAGAAUGUAUAUGCACUGUAUGUUUGAUAGCUAGCCAGCCAAAUUUAGAGGAAUGAUUCCAUGCAUUUUUCCAACUGCCAAUAUUCAAUUCAAACGACACAGUCAAUCCACUGACAUACAAUACACUGGCUGAAAUCAGUUAAGACUUUUGUAAAUUCAUGUAGAUGUACCGAAUAAAAACCAGUUCAAUGUG
This is a messenger RNA of Oncorhynchus nerka (sockeye salmon), 3047 nucleotides long. RefSeq lists its product as uncharacterized. Lineage: Eukaryota; Metazoa; Chordata; Actinopteri; Salmoniformes; Salmonidae. The transcript is spliced from 5 exons. The coding region runs from base 265 to 1344 and encodes 359 amino acids. The record is from RefSeq and is a predicted model, not a curated record.